This is a messenger RNA of Pelodiscus sinensis (Chinese soft-shelled turtle), 3486 nucleotides long. The record is from RefSeq and is a predicted model, not a curated record. NCBI's taxonomy places the organism in Eukaryota, Metazoa, Chordata, Testudines, Trionychidae.
AGAUAUUGCUGGUGCUUCGCUCAUUUGGAAAGGGCUGGGGGGCUUUUUGCUGUAAAUCCCUGGCAGUGGAGUUUGGUCCAGUGGUUUUGCAAGGUCUAACCUUUUCUUUGGUGUCCCGCCCACUCACUGCUCAGAAUCUUGGUGCUGCCUUUUGUUUUCAGUUUCUAACGUCUGUUCUCUCGUCUCCUCCACCCACCCUGCCCUUGCAGAGUUCUACCUUGUAAAUACUGUUAUUUGUAUAUACUGUAAAUGAUGACAUCGGUGGGCACUAGCCGAGCCCGGGGGAACUGGGAGCAGACACAGACACAGAGCCAGACACAGCACAAGCAGCGGCCACAGGCCACUGCAGAACAGAUUCGACUUGCACAGAUGAUCUCGGACCACAACGACGCUGACUUUGAGGAGAAGGUGAAACAACUGAUUGAUAUUACGGGCAAGAACCAAGACGAGUGUGUCAUUGCGCUGCACGACUGCAACGGGGAUGUCAACAGAGCCAUCAACGUGCUGCUGGAGGGGAAUCCGGACACGCAUUCCUGGGAAAUGGUUGGGAAGAAAAAAGGCGUCUCGGGGCAGAAGGACAGCGGGCAGCCAGAACCCAGUGAGGAAGGCAAAGAGAACCGGGACAGAGAUCGGGAUUACAGCCGGCGACGCGGCGGGGCGCCGAGACCAGGCCGGGGCAGUAGCCGUGGAAGAGAGUGUAUGAGCCUGCCCUUUAAUAGCAACUGUAACUAUCACGUUCGGGGCCAGGAGAACGGACUGGACGGUGGCAAGACUGGAGGGUCCUCUGGCCGAGGCACGGAGCGAGGGAGACGGGGGCGCGGACGAGGCAGAGGUGGCUCUGGAAGGCGGGGGGGAAGAUUUUCUGCCCAGGGCAUGGGAACUUUCAACCCAGCUGAUUAUGCGGAGCCAGCCGGGACAGAGCAGAACUACGGGAAUAGCAACAACACGUGGAACAGCACUGGCAGCUUUGAGCCAGACGAUGGGACAAGACUUGAUUUCAUUGGGGGUGAGGGCUCAAAUUAUCCCCGAAAAUUUGACACUGCUCCUGGUGCGUGGCGGACAGCGACGGAGGAGUGGGGCACAGAGGACUGGAAUGAAGAUCUUUCGGAGACCAAGAUCUUCACUGCCUCCAAUGUGUCUUCAGUGCCUCUGCCGGCAGAGACUGUGACAAUCACAGCUGGACAGAGAAUUGACCUUGCGGUGCUGUUAGGAAAGACGCCCUCCUCUCUGGAGAACGAGUCGUCCACCCUGGAUUCCACCCAGGCCCCUUCUCUGGCCCAGCCACUGGUGUUCAGCAAUUCCAAGCAGCCAGCGCUCCCCCAGCCUGCGUCCGGUAACGCCUUCCCUCAUCACAGCAUGGUGAACAUGCUGGGGAAGGGGUUUGGAGACGUGGGAGAGGCCAAAAGCAGCAGCACCACCGGCUCGCAGUUCCUGGAGCAGUUCAAGACGGCUCAGGCGCUGGCUCAGCUGGCGGCUCAGCACACCCAGCCUGGCGGGAGCAGCAGCCCCUCCUCCUGGGACAUGGCCUCUCCGGCACAGUCCUCGGCUCUGGUGCAGUACGAUCUAAAGACCCCAACGGACUCCUCAGUUCACAGCCCCUUCACCAAGCGCCAGGCUUUCCCGCCAGCCUCAGCCAUGAUGGAAGUGUUCAUGCAGGACAAGCAGCCUGUGGGCACAGCCUCUGCAACAGGACCGCCUCCCCCCUCGUCCCCUCUGCCCGGCAAAAGCAACCCCCUUCCCCAGAUGUCCCCGGGGUCGUCGGACAACCAGUCCUCCAGCCCGCAGCCCGUGCAGCAGAAGCUCAAGCAGCAGAAGAAGAAAACCUCCUUGACGUCCAAGAUUCCUGCCCUCGCAGUGGAAAUGCCUGGCUCAGCAGACAUCUCAGGGCUAAACCUGCAGUUUGGGGCGUUACAAUUUGGUUCGGAGCCUGUUCUCUCGGAGUACGAAUCGACACCCACGACGAGCGCCUCUGUGAGCCAGGCUCAAAGCAGCCUCUACACCAGCACUGCGAGUGAAUCCUCAUCGGCAAUUUCGUCCAAUCAAAGCCAGGAGUCUGGUUACCAGGGCAGCACGAUACAGACAGCAACGUAUACCUCCCAGAACAGCGCUCAGGGACCACUGUACGAACAGAGAUCCACCCAGACCAGGCGAUACCCAAACUCCAUCUCCUCCUCGCCCCAGAAAGACCUGAGCCAAGCCAAGAAUGGUUUCAGCUCUGUCCAGCCCACCCCAUUGCAGCCUGCGCAGGCUGGUGAAGGUGCUCCAGGUCCUGUCGUGAAAUCAGAUUCUCCCUCUGCCCCCAAUAUCGCCCCCCUGAGCGACGCAGUAUCCACCUCGUCCCUGCUGACGACCGCCAGCCAGCACGUCUCGGCGCUGAGCAGCCUGAACCACAGCGAGGAGCUCCCCAGUACGACCACGGCCCAGCUCAGCAGCACGUUACCCGCCCAGCAGAACAGCCUCUCCUCGUCGGCGUCCUCUGGGCGCACGUCGACGUCCACUCUUCUGCACACGAGCGUGGAGAGUGACGCAAGCCUCCAUCCCUCUGCUAGCACUUUCUCCACCUCCUCCAGCACCGUCUCGGCCGCCCCGCCUGUGGUCAGCGUCUCCUCCAGCCUGAGCAGCGUCAGCAGCCUGGGCCUUAGCCUCAGCAGCAACUCCACAGUGACCGCCUCCACUCGCAGCUCUGUGGUGACCACGUCAGGAAAAGCCCCUCCCAACCUCCCUCCUGGAGUCCCCCCAUUGUUGCCUAACCCGUACAUCAUGGCUCCAGGGCUGCUACACGCCUAUCCGCCGCAGGUGUACGGGUAUGACGACUUGCAGAUGCUGCAGACAAGAUUCCCCUUGGAUUACUACAGCAUCCCGUUCCCGACCCCCACCACCCCGCUGACGGGCAGAGACGGCAGCCUGAGCAGCACUCCAUACUCGGGUAGGAGAGCGGCUCCGUGGCGCUCGGGUUUGGGGUGGCCUUGGCCGGGGCGGGGUUGUCGCUGUCUUCAAAUGACUGGGUGGCAUUUCCUGUCCGUUGCUCCCCUGCACUUAACCCGCCUCGCUAGGGAGGGGCUGGGCGUCCCCGGGAGCGGCGGGCCCAUCAACCCUGCGACGGCUGCAGCCUACCCGCCGGCCCCCUUCAUGCACAUCCUGACCCCGCACCAGCAGCCCCACUCGCAGAUCCUCCACCACCACCUGCAGCAGGACGGCCAGCUUCCAUAUUUGCAGAUGAUUCUGUGCUGCCAGCGCCAGCAGGAAGACCAGGGCGGCACGGGACAGCGCAGCCAGGGCAGCUCCAUCCCCCAGAAAUCCCAGGCCAACAAGUCCGCCUACAACAGCUACAACUGGGGCGCCAACUGAGGCCCCAGCGGCCCCCGCACCUGGAAGAGAAACGUCCCGAGACCGACAACGAAGGAACCUGGGGAGGAGAGAGCGCCCCCUACCCCCGGCACGGCGCCCGCAGCCCCGGGGCAGGCCGGCCUCCCGGCUCUGCCAUGU